AUACCAGAUAAUAUUAUUAUCUCUAAAGAAAUCCCUAUAGAUACAGACAAAGAAUUAGGUGAAAUCUCUGAUGAUACUAGUGAUGAUAUCAAAUUAUCUACCUGUAAUACUUGUACAAAAAGAAAACAUAUAUACGUUAAUAUGAAAACACAGACAGAUACAAUUAUAUAUACCGAGACAAUGAUACAGACGACCAAUGAAUAUUCGAUUUUUGAUUGUAUUAACAUAGAAACACAAACAGAUAAUAUCGAAACAAUGGAAUAUAAAAAUGAUUUACAAAAAUUAGAUUGUGCAUUUUUCAAAUUGAAGCCUAAACAUAUCUUCUUUUCCUUUUUUGAAAAACUUAAAAUGAUUGCAUUAGAUAAAUUUGGUAUCUUGGAGGAAGUCGUGGAUACG
This is a messenger RNA of Racocetra persica, 396 nucleotides long. The record is from the annotation of a GenBank genome assembly. Lineage: Eukaryota; Fungi; Glomeromycota; Glomeromycetes; Diversisporales; Gigasporaceae.